AUGCUUACGGCUGACUCUCUAUGGGGUAAAUGGAUAAAGAAGUAUUUGUUGAAGAAGAGAAGUUUCUGGGCAGUAAAAUCAAACUCUCAAAUGGGAUCAUGGAUGUGGAGAAAGAUGUUGAAGCUUAGGGACAUUGCAAAAGAUUUCUACAAAAUGGAGAUUGGGAAUGGAAGACAUAUAUCAUUCUGGUAUGAUUGCUGGUCGGUUAGAGGUGUGAUGUUUGAUCUUUUGGGUGAGAGAGGCAUCAUAGAUUUGGGUAUAAGAAAGGAGGCUACUCUCGAGGAAGCGAUCAUGAAUUUGCGUAGAAGAAGGCGCCACAGAUCAGAUAUUCUUCAAGAAGUUGAAAGGAUACUUGAUUCGGUGAGAAGUAAUAUUCAGGGUGAGAGAGAUGAUGUCAGUAAUUGGAAACGGAGGUCGGGAUUCGGAGGGGCUUUCUCAACUAAUGAAACCUGGAUGAUGAUAAGGGAGACUAACGUGCAGUGUGACUGGUCUCGGGGUGUUGGUUUGCAAAAGCAACUCCCAAAUUUGCAUUUACAACCUGGCUGGCUAUGA
Molecule: messenger RNA, 552 nt
Organism: Brassica napus (rape)
Lineage: Eukaryota; Viridiplantae; Streptophyta; Magnoliopsida; Brassicales; Brassicaceae
Exons: 1
Coding region: 1-552 (183 amino acids)
Source: RefSeq, a predicted model, not a curated record